CCGAUACCAAAGAGUUCUUCGUCUCACAUAUUGUUCUUUAAGCACAUUCUUUUUUAUGUUUUAUAGAAAAAUAUAUGUUUUACAGAAAAAUAUUGAAGGAAAAUUUGUCAUGGUCAUGUCGAUUUGACCUAAUUGAUUGGUUACACAUUUGGAAAUUUCUUGGCUAAAAAUAUUUGGCAAUGCUUUAUGCUGUGGCCUUGAGACUUGAAUGAAUCAUAGAAAUUUAGUUCUUCAUUUCUUUAUCAGUCAGUGACCUUUGAAAAAUUGCUUCUAAUUAACAAAAAACUUAAGUUUGUUUUGACUUGCUCGCCAAAUUAUAUAUUGAGUGUUCUGUAGGCAAGAAAUGAUCAGCUUCCGGCAAUCAUUCUAAUAAAGAUAUUAAAAUAUAAUGGCGAUGUUUGAGCAGAUAAUGCUAAUUUGAAGAUCUUACCUAACGAAGCAGUUUAAAAACGUUUCCAUAACUUUUUACCACAUCAAACUUUCUUUUCAAUAUGAAAACUUGCUAAUUAAUUAAUCAUAACUAAAUGCUAAAGUACUUACUUUUCAUGAUAAAUGUUUUUAUAAAAGUCUGGUUGCAUCACAAAAUUGAUAAUUCUGUUUGAUGGUGGGGGAAGGUAGGAAAGCUUCAAUUUGUACCAUUGGUCAGAAAAAAAGUGCCAUCGAUCCAGUAAUUUACUCUUAGGUCAUUGUUAAACAUAUUCAAGCUACUUCCUUGAAACUAAAAUAAUUCCGUCAUUGUUUUGCUAAAAUUCAAUCAAUAUAUUUGAUUAUCUUCUUACGAUUCUCGUUUUCUGUUAUUACUCCUGAUUUAUUGAUAAGAGAAGUUCUCCCGUUCUAAAACACAAUCAAACUUGAAAACACCUGGCGCAUCUGAAAUCUGCGAUCAUUUUGUUUAAAUUUAUGAGUACGUUUUCUGUCAAAUUCAAUUGGAGAAAACCAAAAUUUCAGGACAGAUACUUUGCUUAGAAUGAUGUUUAUUUUAGAGUCGAUGAACGCACUUAAAAACUUAUGAUCUUGAAUAAAAGCUUGAUAAAAUGUCUAAUGUAUACACCUAAAAGGGCAAAUCCAUUAUUUCAAGGAGCAUGAACUAUCAAUUGGCUGUCUCCUACCAUGUUAUUAAAAUUCUGCAUUUGACAUAAAAUUCAAUUUCUUUUUCAUUGGUAACUGAUUGCGCUUGCUUACUUUUUGUUACCUUUUGUUUGGACCCAAUAUAUGUAUCAUAGUUUCUCAUGGCUAACUUGGGCAGUAGUUCAACCGGAUUGAUGAACCAAGUCUCUGCCAAAUUAGGUUCCGGUCUUGGGUUGUUAGCAAUGUUUCUCUUCAUUUAUCUCAUCUAUUCGUUCACACUUCACUCCUCUGUUACAAUUGAACAGGCCGCUCGUAUCACACCAAGGGUCAGUGGCUUAGACUUAUCAAGCGAUAGCAUGUCUACAGCAGCCAAACUCGAACAGAAAAGCACUGACAAAAGUUACAUGCCGAAAGUCCAUAUCAAACAAAAUUUUUCCCAAUUGCCAAGUCACCUUGAUCAUAUCAAAAACAUGUCGACAUCUGACCUUGCCAAAAUGGUUCUCUCUAACUGCAGAUUGACCCAAAAUUUCGAAGGGGAGUUCAAACGACCGAACGGUGAAUUGGACGAACCGAAGUUGAUGAAGGAGACGGAGAAGAUAGUUGCUAAAGUUAGGAUAGAUAAACGAUACAGGUGGCCACCUGCUUAUGAUUCGAGGGACAAAAAAUCAUACGCCUACUGUUUGAACACGAAAUCUGGCAGUACUUUCUUGCAAAACUAUAUCCUCAGGAAAGGAAGGAGGGGGGCCACGAAAGUAGAACGAGUCAAUGCAUUCAUGGUCAUAAGGGAACCCAUGCACAGGAUGCUAUCAGCCUACCUGAACAAACUAAAGGAAUGCAAAAAUCACAAAAAUACUUGCGCACCAUGGACCAGUUUUGCCAAAAACAUAGCCAUUUAUGUGCAGAACAUUCACAAAACGAAGUCCAACUUGUAUAACAAGGCAUUGACCACAUUAAGGUCUUGGGACGUGGAAUUUGAUGACUUCGUGGAUUACAUCAUACAUAUGUACCUAAGGAAUGAUGGUAAAAUCAAUAACCCCGAGCCAGACAUUAGCACACCGUCUUGGACGUGGUGGCAUUGGCAGUCAGUUGUGUCUGAAAGAUGCUACCCUUGUUCUGCCAUCUGGAGAGAUGUGGUCCUGUUUGAGAACCUCGAGGGCCACUUGAAACAGGUGCUCCCAAAGUAUCCAAUCUUAUUCAUUAACGAACACGCGCUUCCAGAGAUUAAAUCCAGCGAUACUACUGCAAAAUUGAAACUUUAUUUCGAUAUGUUGGAUGACUCCCAAUUGUGGUUUCUGGGAUGUGUUAUGUACAAAUUGGAUUAUGCUAUUUUGCCUUACAAUUUCAACGCUUUCUUAGUAUCAAUUGGAAGAGAGCAUGUUUCUCAAAUGGAUAAGGAGUCAAACUUCUGAUUUCACAAUUGAAGCGCUGUAUAUUAUAAUGAAAUAUUAUUUUUUGUUUGCCUUCAGUUUAACUCAAUUGUGGAUCCAGAAACUCUACUGGAAGUGCCGAAAACUUUCAAUUGUAAUCAGCUAAGCUAGCACUCUUCUUCAGGGCGGUUCAGUCUUCUGAACACUUUAAAAAUAAGUCUUCUGAAAUAAGAAGCAUUCGAAUUCAGGCACCUGUUGAA
Symsagittifera roscoffensis is the source of this 2695-nucleotide messenger RNA. RefSeq lists its product as uncharacterized. Gene Ontology annotation, cellular component: membrane. The record is from RefSeq and is a predicted model, not a curated record. The transcript is spliced from 5 exons. Bases 1230 to 2477 code for a protein of 415 amino acids. Lineage: Eukaryota; Metazoa; Xenacoelomorpha; Acoela; Convolutidae. Gene Ontology annotation, molecular function: sulfotransferase activity. Gene Ontology annotation, biological process: carbohydrate biosynthetic process.